This is a messenger RNA of Didymodactylos carnosus, 492 nucleotides long. NCBI's taxonomy places the organism in Eukaryota, Metazoa, Rotifera, Eurotatoria, Philodinida, Philodinidae. The record is from the annotation of a GenBank genome assembly.
AUGGCUCUCAAAAUUCUAGUGUAUCUCCUCCCAUCCGACCAUAUUUUGGAAAAAUUUGUCGAAGAUUCACUGAUUGAUGUCGAACAAUGUAAAACUAGCCAUGAAUUAUUACAGAAUGUCAAUCUUUUUAGCGAUAGAAUCAUUACUAUAUUCCUGCCGUCCGAUAUUGCUAAACAAGUUGUGCCAAUGAUUAGUCUUUAUGGACAUAUUUCCCAGAUUAACAUCUAUUGUGACAACAAUACAAAAUGUUACGCGGAUUGGAUCAAUACACUUCAGGAUCAUAUAAUAUACAGUGCAUUUGCGAAAGAUGAUUUAGAAACUGAAUUGAUCGCGGCUAAUCUCGAGUAUUGUGACGCUCAAGAUGAAAAUGUUGUUCAUGUAUAUGCAGAAGCAAAGAAUAAUUUGAAGCAGAAGCUCGAGGACAAUCUUGGAUGCCAAUGGGCAAAGAGCUUGGAGAAAAAAUUGUCUGAAGAUGAGACUACCAAUGAUUGA